Molecule: messenger RNA, 1370 nt
Organism: Paramecium sonneborni
Lineage: Eukaryota; Ciliophora; Oligohymenophorea; Peniculida; Parameciidae
Source: the annotation of a GenBank genome assembly
AUGAAAUAAUCAUAAUAACCUUUAAAAAGCAUACCAAAUGUCAGAACCCAAUAUUAUUUAUCUUCUUCAUCUUCAGGCUCUCAAAAUCUUAUUAAAACAAAUAAAGGGAAAUCAACAUGUAUUGAUGAUUCUAACAAAAGUAAAAAAAUAAUCUUAUAUAUAAGCGAAGGAAAGUAAUUUUUAAUUAAAUGAGAAGAGUAAAUCUCAAAGUAUAGUAACAUAUAAGAAAAUAAAUGUUAGUCAAGACUAUCAAAAAUCUGAAGAUUCUUAAAUGUUGCCAUCUUUUAAGAAAGACAUGCUUUAAUCGAGAUAAUCUUAAUAAAUAGUUCAAAGAAAUAAGAAUUAAUAAAGAUCUGACUCUCCUUUAAUACCUAUUAAUAGUUUACCUUAAAUUGUGCCAUCUAAAAUUUCAACCAAAAAUAUUGGUAUUGUUUCUGCCUAUGCUGCUAAUACUCAUUAAGGAUUGAUAAGAACUUAUAAUGAAGAUAGAGUAUCAAUAAUACUUAACUUAAUGAAACCUGCCUCAAAUACAUUCGUUGGAUAAUGGCCACAAAGUUCUUUUUUUGCAAUUUAUGAUGGUCAUGGAGGAGCUGCAUGUGCUGACUAUAUGAAAGAUAAUUUACAUCAAUAUGUAUCUUCAUUAUUUAAUUAGAUUAUUAAAGAAGAUAGUUUUCCUUAAAAUCCAAGAUUAGCUAUUUAAAGAGGGAUAGAAAAAGCUGAAAAAACCUAUCUUUAAUUAGCUGAUUAAAAAGUACUGGACAAAUCUGGUUCAUGUGCUGUAAUAGCAUUGAUUGUUGAUAAAGCAAUUUAUAUUGCUAAUAUUGGAGAUUCUCGUGCAAUUAUUUCACAUCAAGGCAAAACAUCAUCUAUAACAGUUGAUCAUAAACCUUCAUAAGAAAAUGAAUAAUAAAGAAUUAAUAAACUUGGUGGAUAAAUUUAUUAAGCUUAAAUUUAGAUUUCAAGUGGAGAUAUUUAAUUAGGACCAUAUAGAGUUUUACCUGGUAGAUUAGCUGUUUCAAGAACUUUAGGAGAUGCUGAGGCAAAAUUACCAAAAUAUGGAGGAAUUUAAGGAGUAAUCUCUGCUUAACCUGAUAUUUUUCAAAUCUCUAUUACUGAUCAAGAUUUCUUGAUUUUAGCUUGUAAUUUUAAUUUUAGAUCAAGGUGAUGGCAUUUUUGAUAAAAUGAAUAGUGAAGAGGUUAUAUCAAGUGCUUGGACUGUUAUCUCGCAUGAUAUUCAUCAUUUUGCUGGAAAAGCUGUUGAAAAUAUUAUGAAACAAUCCAUGUCUAGAAAAACUGUAGAUAAUGUAACUGUUGUUUUCAUUGCCUUUCCAUAAUUAGAAAAAAAAUUCAAAAAAUAAAUUCAAUAAUGA